GCGUAUCGCUCGCGCCAUGCACCCAUAGCACAAUUACAUAAUCAAUCGUGAUAAAACAAUUAAAACAAUCUGAGUGCCGUCGUGUAUCUGUAAGUGACUAUUCAGUGCAACAGCGGCCAAUGGAUUCUCUGUGUACAUCCAAGAAAUGAAACGCAAACGGUGUACGAGCACAUCAGGAGUGGUGUGGUGACGUGGUGCGGUUCAUCAUGAUGUCCGACGUGGCCGCCAUGCGCUACGUACUUUUCUGCCUCCUCUCCCUCUCGUUCGACAGAAACAGCGCGUUCGUUCUAGACAAGCAGAACCCGUACUCACAAUUUCGAAAAUGGAACGCCGGCCUCAACGGCACACUGGAACUUGAGUUCAAAACUGACCAGCCUAACGGUCUACUUUUGUAUACCGAUGAUGGUGGGACAUACGACUUCUUUGAAUUGAAACUUGUCAAUGGAGCGCUGCGGCUUCGGUACAAUUUGGGAGGCGGCGCGCAGAUCAUUACCAUUGGAAGCAACCUCAACGAUGGACACUGGCAUAAAGUUCAGGUGGCGCGGCGCGAUGAGCACACCUCGCUCACAGUAGACGGUAUCACGCAGAGCAAGACCUCGCGCGGCAAGGAGUUUGCAUUCGGCAAGUUUACCACCAACUCGGACGUGUUCGUCGGGGGGAUACCGCCUUCGUACAAUUCAAAGUUGACUACAUUGGCGCUCCCGUCGGUGAUCUUCGAGCCCAAGUUCCGAGGGUCGGUGAGGAACCUGGUGUACUCAGAUUUGCCUGGACAGCCGCCGCGGAGGCAGGAGUUGCGGCAUUCGCGAGAUUUGAAGACGUCUCGAGUAAGUAAUGGCAGCGGCGAUGCUUGCGAGCGGCGCGACCCGUGCCAGCACGGCGGCGUCUGCAUCAGCACAGAUGACGGGCCCGUGUGCGAAUGUCGUGAUGGAGACUACGAGGGCGCCUUCUGCGAGAGAGACAAAGCCCCUUCGGAGGCGACGUUCCGCGGGGCGGAGUUCCUCUCGUACGACCUCACGCAGACGGGAGGGGAGCCCAUCGUCAGCACUCAGGACGCCAUCUCGCUGUACUUCAAGACCCGACAGCCUAACGGAUUAUUGUUUUAUACUGGUCAUGAAGCCGAUUACCUGAACUUGGCCGUGCGCGACGGCGGCGUCUCCCUCACCAUGGGGCUCGGCAACGGGAAGCAGGAGAUGCACAUCAAACCCGCCAAGACAAGGUUCGAUGACCACCAGUGGCACAAGCUGACUGUGCACAGGAGGAUUCAGGAGAUUACACCGUUCACCAGCUUCUGCAGGGUGUCAGCAGUGGUAGACGAUGUGUACUCAGAUCAUUCGCACGUGGCUGGUUCAUUCACCUUGCUGGCUAGCUCACGAGCCCACGUCGGUGGAUCUCUCAACGCGCGCGCACUUCCUGGAGCCAGGGUGCAUACCAACUUCAUCGGCUGUUUAAAGAAGGUGGAGUUCUCGGCGGACACUCUUCGCCUGAACUUGAUCGACCUGGCGCGGACCGGCAGCAAGCUGAUCACGGUGACGGGACGGCUGGAGUACGCCUGCACAGCGACAGACUCUGCCGACCCCGUCACUUUCACCACCAGGGAUGCGCAUCUGAUCCUGCCGAAAUGGGAAGCGGUGAAGACGGGAACGAUAUCGUUCAAAUUCCGCACGAACGAGCCGAACGGACUGAUUCUGUUCAACAUGGGCGCUAAACCACCAAGGGUAGGUUGCACGGCUGAUCUGUUCGCCGUGGAGAUGCUUAACGGCUAUAUCUACGUGCAUGUGGACCUUGGGUCCGGAGGGGUGAGGGUCAGGGCCUCUCGGAGGAGGGUCGAUGAUUCACACUGGCACGAGUUCCUGCUGCGUAGGAGUGGUAGAGAUGGCAGAGUGACUGUAGAUGGGGCUAAUGCUGAGUUUAAAACGCCUGGUGAAUCCAACCAGUUAGAGCUGGACGGUCCUCUGUAUGUCGGAGGUCUAGGCUCGGAGUACUCCGCAUCACGCACUCCUCCUGCUCUGUGGACGGCGGCGCUGAGACAAGGGUUCGUCGGCUGCAUCAGAGACUUGGUAUUGAACGGGAAGCCCCAGGACUUGACGGCUUAUGGCCGACAGCAGGAUUCUGCGUCCGUCCGGCCGGCGUGCCACGUGCUGAUGAAGCAGUGCGUGAGCUCCCCGUGCCAGCGCGGCGGCGCCUGCUCCGAGGGCUGGAACCGGCCGCUCUGCGACUGCUCCGCCACCAACUACGGUGGCCCUACCUGUGGGAGAGAAUCAGCAACAAUCUACCUGAACGGCAGCCAGCAUCUCACAGCAGCCCUCGGCCCCGAGCACAUCACGCAGACCGAGGAGUUGAUGCUGAGAUUCCGAACCAAUCGAGCUGGUCUCCUGCUGCGUACUGCAUCUGAGAAUUCCGCGGAUCGAAUAGAACUGGCCGUGGCUGCUGGAAGGGUCAGGGCUAGUGUGCGGCUUGGGGAUAGGGAAAAGAACCUUCUAGCGGGCAACAAUGUGGCGGACGACACGUGGCACACGGUGCGGUUCUCCCGCCGGGCGUCGAACCUGAAGCUGCAGGUGGACGGCGCGCAGCCCGUGCGCGCCGAGACUAUUUUAGGAAAGGCGUCGACGUUAGAGAUUUCAACGUUACAUUUGGGUGGUCUUUACCACCCAGAAGAGGAGAUUCAGAUGACGUCAACACUGCCCAACUUUGUGGGAUACCUUCAGAAGUUUGUGUUCAAUGGAGUUAGAUAUAUAGACAUGACGAAAACCCUCGGUAUUGGGAGCGGUGAAGAAAAUAACGUUCUCGAUAACACGUCGAAUAUCAUAUUCAAUGGGAAAUUUGUGAAGCCUGAUUCUUUAAACGUAUACAAGUCUGUCACCUUCAAAUCGAAACAUACUUACGUUGGAUUGCCUUUGCUGAAAGCGUACGCUAACACUUAUUUAGAUUUUUAUUUCCGAACAACUGAGAUGGAUGGUCUUUUAUUCUACAACGGUGGGAAGAAGCAAGAUUUCAUUGCGAUAGAGUUGGUAAACGGUCAUAUACAUUGCGUGUUCAACCUUGGAGACGGAGUUGUGACGAUGAAGGAUAAAUUGAAGGCUUAUUUGAACGAUAACAGAUGGCAUACCGUGUCAGUGAGACGACCGACGCCGAAGAUUCAUACUUUGCAAGUGGAUGAUGAUUUGGAAAUGCACACGACGAGUUCAAACCUAAUGCUAGAGCUAGAUAGCGUUCUCUACGUAGGAGGAGUCCCUAAGGACAUGUACACCGCGCUACCCGUAGGCGUACUCUCGAGGCAAGGGUUCGAAGGAUGCAUGUCCAGCCUCGACCUGCCCGGAGAGUCACCGUCGUUGAUAGAGGAUGCUGUGGUGCCCAGCUCUUCCUUGGGGUCUGGGUGUGAAGGUCCGACGAAGUGUACGCACAACGCGUGCUCCAACAAGGGCGUGUGCGUGCAGCAGUGGAACACCUACGUCUGCGACUGCGACCUCACCUCCUUCACCGGACCCACCUGCUACGACGAGUCAAUAGCGUACGAGUUCGGUCCCGGGCGAGGCACGCUCACGUACACGUUCCCGCCGACGUCGGUGGCGGACACGGAGACGGAUAGAGUGGCGCUCGGCUUCAUCACCAGCAAGGCCGACGCCGUGCUGCUGCGCGUCGAGUCCUCCAACACGCAGGACUACAUGCAGAUGGAAAUUAUUGGUGGUAAUGUGUUCGCGGUGUACAACGUGGGCGGCGGCGAGCAGCCCGUGGGCGAGGAGGCGGUCAGAGUGGACGACGGCGCCUACCACGUGGCGAGGUUCACCAGGAACGGCAGCUCCGCGGCGCUGCAGCUUGACCACUACGCCGUCAACGUGCGGAAUCCGCAGGGUGGGCAGCAGUCCACUAUCUUCAACAGCAUGUCCCGAGUGAUUAUUGGUGGCAGUGGAGCUCGGGCCUUCAGUGGGCUGGUGGCAGGCCUGGUGGUGGACGGAGUCAGACCCUUGGACCUGGCUGCGGCUGGGGACCCCUCGGUAUCAGCCCGAGGUGACGCCAGGAGAGCUCAUACGCCACUUGACAGGGAUAUUAAUAGGAUGCAGCAGACUCCACCAUCAGGCUACGGAGGUCAGGGGCUGGACGAGCUGGUGUACUCCGGCGCAGGAUCGGGCUGCAGGGAUGAUGACGAGGAUGCCUGCGUGCUGCCUGACGCGGGCUCCGGUGAUGACCUCAUCACACCCGUCUACGUACCUUCCACGAGGAGACCUCCGUCGAAGAUCAACAAGGGUCUCAGCGGUAAGCUGAUGAAGCCGUGCGACGACGAGGACUGUAUCGAGGGCUCCGGCUCCAACGGAGAAGGUAUCACCGAGCCAGAACAACCUAUCACCACUGGUUCAUCAAGUAGCACACACAGCGCCACUCCCACGAGCACCAGCGCGGCGAGUACAGCCACUGGCUCGGCUACUGGCUCGGCCACUGGCACGGAGCGCGCCAGCUCAGUGGGCGGCAGCGUGGCCACCGACAGCGUCCACCUCGCCACCUCCCCGCCGGACCACGACAACAUGCACGCGGCCACCAAGGAGAUCGCCGCCACUACCGACACCAGGACUACGCCGUUGGACCACACGCACACAGCACACCAUUUCACACCGACCGACCAUUUAGAAGAGACCUCCCACACAACAGAAGAGGACACCAACCACAUACCAGAAUACGAGGACAGGCGAGACGAGAUAGAUGCACGCACACCCACUUACGAGAGCGGGAGUGAGCAGGACAGAGUGCCUGGCAGGGUUCACCCUGAUUACAAUGGGUACGAGCACGAGAUCACCACGAAAUGGUACCAUCCGAAGACCACUGACAACAGGGUGGUGCCGCCUGAAUCCGAGUUCUUCGCUACUAUUGUUGGUAUAGUGGCGUCGGUGCUGAUCGCGAUAAUCCUGAUAGUGAUCAUAGUGCUCAAGUACAUAGUGUUCAAGUUCGACCCCUCGUACAAGGUCACCGAGGACAAGGGCUACCAGCAGGGAGCCAGCGCCGCGCUGCUCGGCAACCAGGCUCACUCCAGCUACCAGAGCGGUGCCACGAUGUCGGGUCCAGCGCGUAACCUGCAGCCUCUCCCUCUCAACCGCGCCGCUCCCCCCUCCCACCCGUCGCACCCGCCCCCCCUCGCGCCCCUCCCCGCGCAGCCCAUCAAGCGGGACGGCAUCAAGGAGUGGUACGUCUAAACCAAACACUAUUAGGACUGGAGGCAGCGGAUAAGCCGAUGGGAGCUGAUUCAUUCAGGUGAAUUGGGUGAUUGUGAAUACCUGGAUGGUUAGUUUAAGACUUAAAAAACUGAUGAAUGGAGAAAAAAAAAUCAAAAUAAAGUAAAUUCAUAAUUAAACAGGAUUUUACACAGACUAUGAAAGUAAAAUGAAUUAAUAAACCUCCUCCACUAUAAGGUUCAAGAAUUACCACGUCCUUGAACUUUAAGACUACUCCUGCCAUCCAUUAUUCAAAAUCAAAA
This is a messenger RNA of Manduca sexta (tobacco hornworm), 5461 nucleotides long. RefSeq names its product neurexin-1. The record is from RefSeq and is a predicted model, not a curated record. Lineage: Eukaryota; Metazoa; Arthropoda; Insecta; Lepidoptera; Sphingidae.